CCGCCUUCGAACUCCUGAACCACAACAGAAGCUCCGCGCGUUUAGCUGUUAUAUUACCUGGCUUAUCUCAGGUGUUGUUGGUCUAUUUAAUCAACCGAAUCAACGGCGGAGCUGAUUCAGGCCCGACAUGGCAGGUCUACCACCCGGAGACCCUCAGCUGGUCUCAAUGAUCGUCAACCAUUUAAAAACUCAGGGUCUCUUUGACCAGUUCAGGAGGGACUGUCUGGCUGACGUUGAUACAAAGCCUGCCUACUUGAACCUAAAACAGAGGGUUGACAACUUUGUCUCUAAUCACCUCUCUAACCAUACAUGGAGCCCUCAUUUGAACAAGAACCAGCUGAGAAACAACAUCAGACAGCUGGUGUUACAAUCUGGGAUGCUGGAGCAGGGAGUCGACAGGAUAGUGGCCCAGGUGGUGGAUCCCAAAGUCAACCACAUCUUCAGACCGCAGGUAGAGAGGGUGGUCCGGGAGUUCCUGUCACCAGGCAGCUGCUCUGAGGAGCCGCCACCUCCGCUUCCUUUACCAGAGACCAAACCAGACAGCAGCAUUCUUGAACAAGCCUCAUCGUCUGCUCCAACCCCCAGCAAUGCCAUGUCCAUCCUGGACACCAUAACCUCCCUGAACCAGGAGGCCAGCGUCAGGGCAAGCUCCAGCACGGAUAAAGCACGUAAAACUCCGGACGAGCCCAUGCAGCUGGUGGAGGAUGGCGAGCAGGACAUGGGUACUGCCGAGGAAGGAGACAGGAAGAUGCUGGAAGAGGCAGAGGGGUCUGAGCUCCAGCAGUUGGAGGUGAAGACAGAGGACGCUCAGGAACCGAUGGAUCUGGGGAAAGACGCGUCGAUAGAGGAGGUGAAGAUGGAAGAGGAGGAGUCAGGAGCUCAGGAGCAGAUGGAGGAGGAGAGGGAUAAAUCUGGAAGCAAAACAAGUGGGAAGCCAACAGAGGAGAAGCAGGAUGAGGAUCAGCUGAGAUCUACGAGUCAGGCUAAGCAGAAGGCCCGAGAGAGGAUAAAGGAAGAAUACUUUUUGGAGGACUCGGACCUGGAGGGGCUGAGUGACAUCACGGUGAGCUCGGUCCACACCAGCGACCUGUCGUCCUUCGAGGAGGAGAGCGAUGAUGAAGAGCUGCAGUCUGAAUCCUCUGAAGAGGGCGAGCUUCCACCAGAUGAGGAAGGUGAGGGAGCAGAGAUGAAACAGGACAAAGGAGAAGAUCGCAAACCUCGCCGUAAGGCCUACGUUCACAAGCCCUUCCUCUACUCCCGUUACUAUAGCGACUCGGAUGAUGAGAUCACCGUGGAGGAACGUCGCAGAUCUGCGGCAAAAGACAAAGAAGAACGUCUGCUGAAGAGACAACAGAACCGAGAGCGGAUGGAAGAAAAGAGGAAACAGAAAGCUCUGCAGGCUGAGGAGCAGGAUCACAAAAAACAAAAGAGUGGAGACUCCGCCGGGUUCGAGGGCCCCCGAGCCAAAGAGGCUCGCAAAGAAAGGAAGGUUCUGGAGAAGAAAAUGGCUCUGAGCAGGAAGAGGAAGCUGGACUCAAGGAAGGAGACGGAUGGUUCUAGCAAGAAGAAAGGAGAUGCAGAAGGAUCCAAGAAAGUGGAUUUAAAAUCUACAGCAGUAAAGACACCACAACCAAAACUGCUUAGAAAUCUGUCAGAGUCGGCGUCAUCUGACGAGAGACACAGCAGGACGAGCGGCAGCAUCUCUGAAGACUCCAGUGAAACCAGAAAGCUCACAGACAAAGUCCGAACACACUCCUUCAUCCUGGAGCUGGAGCAAGGUUCCCAGGAGGCGCUCAGACAACGCUCUGUUGGGAAGUUUGACCGCUCUCGCAAGGAACUUCUCUCUAAAGAACGCAAAGAGAAAGAACGCAGCAUGUCAGACGAGCGUGCCAAGCUCAAACAAAAGCAGGAGAAGAAACCCGAGCAUCAGCUGGAUGAGCAUCAGCAGAAAGAAGCGGCUGCUGUUAAAGUUUUCUCUGAGGAAAAAGGAGACAAGAAACCGAAGAUGAAGAGUGAGAAGAAGACCCCAUCAACCCCAAGAGAAGGAAAGUCGUCUGCAUCAGAAGUUCAGGCAGAUGAGGGUCCGAAAGACGCUUCUCUCAAAAAGAAAGCUGCAUCUGUGGAGGUGGUCAAAGCAGAGAAGGACAAAGACAAAGUCAGGGAAAAGGAGAAAGAGAAGAGCAGAGAAAAGGCCAAAGGAGAGAAGAGUUCAGCUAAAGGGGAUUACAAGCUCCGGCCUGAUUCUACCGGGUCCUCUGAGGAUCGAUCCGACAUGGAGCCUGCUGGGUCUGAUGGCAGCAAGAAGAAAGAUAAACACUCCAAAGAGGUGCUGAAGAGGUCCAAGAGCCACACCGAGGACCGACCAGGAGAGAAACUCAAAUCUAAAGACAGUGAGAAGGAAAAGACCAGAGCAGAUCCAGACGGCCAGAAAUCAGCGAAGUCCAGCUCUGAGAGUGACAAAGAUCCAAGACGAGUCAAGACUGCAGAUAAAGGAAAAAUCCUAGAAAAAUCUAAAUCCAAAUCCAAAGAGGAAGCAAAGACGGUGUCGUCGUCAAAGACAGGUCAGGGUUCAGAGGUCAAAAGUACAGGAGGAGCAUCAGUCAGCAAAUCUGAGAAGAAGAAGGAGGGAAGUAUGAAAGAACAGCGUAAAGUCUCAGAGGAACCUCUCCAGGACAAAUCCACAAAGAAAAAACUGGAGAAGAAAGUCCCAGAAAAGAAAGACGAGAGCAUUGAGGAAAAGAAAGAGCUCAGAGAGGACAAACAGGAAAAACCGGAGAAGUCCUCAAAGCCUCCAGUUUCCUCUCAGAGCCUCGAUGCAGAGCUUCUACCCAAGAAACUGUCUCUUCUCCAGGACACCAGCACGGACUCUGACCCCGUCACCACCACCGUCACCACCUCCUUCUCUGACGACACCUGCGAUGCUUUAAGCGAUAUCACACCUGAGCCACCGGAGGGCGAAACCGAGUCCAGGCUCGGGGAGAUGCCAGCUGUUCCGGUGGAGGCUGACGCGCUGCUGACGCUCAUGGACGUCUGCACCUCUGCAGAGGCGAGACUUCCACCUGAGAGCAGCAGAGAGGAGGCAAUGAUGCAGGACGCCGAUAUGAAGAUGAAAGAAGCCGCUCUGACGCUGCUCUCCAUGGAUCCGGACAGCACUGUGUCCUCCAGCUUAAUGUGCCAAGAUUCAAGAGAAGAAGAGAUGAACCAGGCCACUCUUCAGCCAGUGGAAAUAGCUGAGGAAGAAGAGCAGCAGCCUUCAGUAGACGAGCAGACAAGCUCUGAAUCUCCGUUUGCAGCCGCAGAACCAUCAACAUCUCAGCAAAGCACUGUGUCUGAACAACAAACUGAAGAUUUCUCUGGCACUCCAGAGAAAGAGGCAGGUUUGACUGUGGUUGAAAUGACUCCGGCUGCUGUUCUGCAGGAGGUUGAUACUACUUCAUUUACUGCUGAUGCUCCAUCAAAUGAGGACGAAACCAAAUGUGCAGAGAUUGUUCCAGAAGAACAGCCAGUCGCUGCAAAGGAAGCAGUGGAUGCGGUUGUGUUGGGGUCAGAGGUCGGAGCAGCUGCAGAGGAAAGUGUGCUUUCACCUGUUUCUGUUUCUACUGAGCAACAGCAAACUGAGCCAGAUGCAAAAACAGGCCCUCAGGCAGGGGAGGUGGAUGCUGACGACGGCCAGGUUGAGAUGGAGGUGGAGAAUGUUGAAGCUGAGACGACUACAAAGGAAGAAAACGUGGCAACACAGAGUCAUGUGAAAACCGUGGAGUCGCUCGUCCCUGAGAAGACUGAAGAAGAGCUCAGAGAGAGCGAACCUCCGACGCCUCAGUCCAAGCUGGUUAAGCAAAUCAGUAAUGUCUCCAGCACGGACAGUCAGGAGGACGAGAAGACGUCUGACCUAUCAGAGAAGGAAGAGAAGACGGAGGGAAGAGGAAGACGCAAACGAAGACUGUCGACUCAGAAAGCUCCAGCAGUGAAGGAGACUGGUGAUGAGAAGGAUGAAAGUAAAGAGCAGCCAUCAGCAGAGGAACCUGACCAGGGUAAGGUUGCAGAAGUCAGAACGCCACGCCGCGGUCGAUCAUCGAAAACCACCGAGGAGGCAGAGAAGGAACUCGCUAAAGAAUCUGAAAAACCAGGGGAGGGUCCGUGCCGUGGGGGGAGACGCUCAGGAGCAGCAGCCGUUAAAGUUGAGAAUCAGAAGAAAGAGGAGAGCAACGCAGCAACGUCAGCAGAACAUCCAGCAGAGACCCAAAAAUCUGAGGAGGAAAGUGGACCAAAGAAAACGGGACGGAGAGGAAGUCAAGUCAAUCUCUCGUCUGUUCCUGAAGAUCCUGAGGCUGCAGGAGACUCCAAAGAGACCUCAGACACAGGUGAACCAGCGGUGAAGAGGAAGAAGUCAGAGGAAGAGGAGAAAACUGUGGAGGGAACGGCGCCUGAAGAGGAGACGAAUGAGGACAACAGUGGACAGGAACAAAGUGAACAACAGCCUGACAAAGACAGAAGUUGUUCUCCAUCUGAGAGCCAGGCAGAAGGUCAGGAGGAGGACAAAGAGGAGACGUGUAGCGAGAAGAAACCAGAGGAUGUAGAGGAGGAGCUGCAGGAAGACCAGGAGACUGCCCCAAAGAGACCUGGUCGGAGGGGACGGCCGUCAAAGGCAGCAGCAACCACAGAGGAUGCAGAUAAAAAAGACAAAAAGGCAGAAGAGAGCGAGCAGAAUGAUGACGAAGAGGACGAGGAUGAUGAGAAAGACGAGGAUGGAAAAGGAAAAUCAACGAGAGCGACCACACGGGCAGCAUCCCGUCUAGAAGCUGAGAGAAACAAGCCAAGCAAACCAUCGACCCGGGCGAGCCGACAGAACGGUAAAGAAGAGACCACAGCUGGCACGCGCGGGACCAGAGGCCAGGCGGCGGCUGCGGCAGCGAAGGGGGGCCGCAAAAGGGAGGCCAGCCCCCCUGCUGUGCGAACGCGGGGCGGACAGAAAUCAGAGGAGCCCCCGUCCAAGAGAGCCAAACGCUAAAGACCGAUGGGAUGGGGAUGUUUUUCUCAGCCCUAGAGCCUCGGCAGUCAGUCCGUCAGUGUGGACGUAAAUCUGUUUCUGCUUCAGUGACUGUCCGUGUCUAACAGCUCUGGUUAGUAUUACACCCUCCGCUCUGAUAUUAGAGUAAACCUGAGGAUCUGUGUAGACCCCCCCCCCCCAGAAUACUCUCUACUGUGCUACACCCAUAUGGUUUGGAUCAUCAUUCCUCUGUUUAUUCAGUAAUGCCCACUGAAUCCCAGUAUUUCAGGCCAAUCAGAGGCCUAAUGUGCAGCGUAGAGGAUGAAGAGGGAGAGUUCCUGAUGUUGUACAGAUUCACUGUGAAUUUUACUACUCAUUCUGUGAAUGAACGGAGAUCUUCUGCUCCAGUUUUUUUUUAGUUUUUGUUUUUAUACUUGAUAUUUAGAAGGUAAGUUUCUUUUUUAAAGUUUUAGGAUUGAGACGAUGGCAGUAAUUCCUCCUUAAAACAUCACCGGCUGCAGACACAAAGCUGUUACCUAUCAUUUAGAUUUGAGUUCUGUAGUUCUGUCCACUGUUUUAGAAUUUAUACUGAUGUUACAAACAUGUUAGAUAUGUUUCCUACAUGUCACUGAAACAUUUGUUUCAUAAAUGUAAAAAAAAAAAAAAUACUGUUUCCUUCUCUCAUUAUUCCACUUAGAGUGCUUCCAAAUUUAAAAACAUCUUUAAAGGGUUUUAUUUUGAAAACAGAAGUGGGGAACCGAGUCACAUGAGCUUGACUUCAGUCUGAAAUUUGACCUCUUUAGACUCUGCAGUAUCCUAGAGGACUUACUACUCAACUUACACCAAUGUCUCGUGACUUCAGGGCUCAGUCUGAGUAAAUGUGAUAAUAUAAACCCGGUCUGUGCCCUAUGGCUGCGUUUA
Molecule: messenger RNA, 5908 nt
Organism: Cheilinus undulatus (humphead wrasse)
Lineage: Eukaryota; Metazoa; Chordata; Actinopteri; Labriformes; Labridae
Gene: bod1l1
Product: biorientation of chromosomes in cell division 1-like 1
Exons: 30
Coding region: 128-5008 (1626 amino acids)
Source: RefSeq, a predicted model, not a curated record